Molecule: messenger RNA, 1672 nt
Organism: Oncorhynchus mykiss (rainbow trout)
Lineage: Eukaryota; Metazoa; Chordata; Actinopteri; Salmoniformes; Salmonidae
Gene: asgr1a
Product: asialoglycoprotein receptor 1a
Source: RefSeq, a predicted model, not a curated record
ACAGGCUCAGUAGGUGGCUCAAAGUGCAGGUUGGGGUGCAGUGACCGAUAGUUUGGGUCCCAAACACACACACCACUAAGAGACUUAGUCGCGAACGCACUCUGGAUUUCCAUCCACUCACUAUAGAAUAGAACUAUAAUAUCUAUAGAAUAGAACUGUAAUAGCUAUAGAAUAGAACUAUAAUAUCUACAGAAUAGGUUGUGAUGAAGGAGCCUGGGUCCGUCCAGGGGUCUGUUGUCAUGACUACAGAAUAUCAUGACGACUUCCAAAAUACAGACACCAGCGACAACCGAGCCUUCUGGACCAAAGAGCCAGAGUCGGGAUUAGGCCAAGCGCACCAAUCAGGCAGAGGGAGAUGGAUGUGGGCGGGGCCUGUUCUGUCUGCUUUCUUCCUAUUGGCUCUGAUCAUCUUUGUCUCCGUCAGCAACAGGAAUACUGACAGCAGGUUCUCGUCAAUAGAAAAGACUGUUGCCAACCUGAGUUCGGCUGUUCAGACUGUCAUCACCACUCUACAACAGAGCAAGGCCUCAGAGGCAGAGUUGCAGAAGGAGAUUGGAAGGCAGAAGUUCACCAUGGAAAUGACAGAACGAAAGCUGGAUUCAGUGUCGGAGUCGGUGAAGGAGUUUGAUCAGUUGGAGUCCCUUCGUUCUGCUGUAGCCGGAUUGAAGUGUUCCUUAGACAGAGUCCUGCACAACGACACAGUUUCAGGGUGCUGUCCACUUGGCUGGGUGUUGUCUGGCUCCUCCUCGUGCUACUUCUUCUCGUCUGACGGGUUACCAUGGAACCAGGCUAGAGACUACUGCUCUAACUACAAUGCCCAGCUGGCUGUACUGAAGACUGAACAGGACUGGGACUUUGUAACAGGCAGUACCAAGCCGCUGUUCUUCUGGAUUGGACUGUCAGAUGAGAGGACAGGAGAAUGGGAGUGGGUGGAUGGAACACCUUAUAUCAUGGACCGCAGCCAGUGGAAGCCGGGCCAGCCUGAUAACUGGAAAGGCCAUGGUCUGGGUGGGACAGAGGACUGUGCUAUGAUACAUGCCAACGGACAGCUGAAUGAUGAUCACUGUUCCCGUAGUUACCGCUACGUCUGUCAGGGACACACACUGACACACACUCACUGAUACACACAUAACUCACACACUGAUACACACAUUGUAACUGACACUGAUACACACACACACACACACACACACACUGAUACACACAGACACACACACACUGAUACACACAACUCACACACACUGAUACACACACACACUGAUACACACAUUGUAACUCACACACUGAUACACACAUUGUAACUCACACACUGAUACACACACACACUGAUACACACAUAACUCACACACUGAUAUACACACACACACACACACACUGAUACACACAUUGUAACUCACACACUGACACACACACACACACCAACAAGCUCUCACAGUCUUACUGUAGAAUUAGACUUGUAUCCACGUUCUCCAAACGUUAAACUUCAAAGUGUUUUUGACACCCUGGGUGCUCAGCAUCGUUCAGUUUCACCAAAUGUCAAAUAAAUUAAGAGUUUGGGAUAGGGUAAAAAAAUACAUAUACUGAACAAAAUUAACGCAACAUGGAAAGUGUUGGUCCAAUCUUUCAUGAGCUGAAAUAAAAAAUCAUAGAAAUGUUCGAUAAGCACAAAAAA